Messenger RNA from Penicillium nucicola, 2316 nucleotides. RefSeq lists its product as uncharacterized. The transcript is spliced from 2 exons. Lineage: Eukaryota; Fungi; Ascomycota; Eurotiomycetes; Eurotiales; Aspergillaceae. The coding region runs from base 1 to 2316 and encodes 771 amino acids. The record is from RefSeq and is a predicted model, not a curated record.
AUGGCAGAGCAUUUGUUCUUUCCUGGCGAGCCUCCAAACCCGCUUUGGAUCGAGUACAACGGUCCGCUAUAUGAUGGAGGGAAUUGGGACCAGUUCCCAACUCGCUAUGGCUGGAAAUUGGACACAGGGGCCGACAAGUUCAGCUCACGUGCAAUCCCGGAGAGUCUUCAUUCUGGAAUAGAGUGCUGGCUCUAUUUCGGAAUGCUUCACUAUGUGUUCGGUGACAAGCUGGACCAGUCUGAUUUUCUUCUGCGCAGGGAAGAAGAGGCUCAGCAAUGCAUAACAACAAAGCUAAUUCAUAAAUAUAUCGACAACGCCAAAGAAUGGAAGAAGAGAAAACUGGGGGAGCGAGCGGUUGAGAUUGUCAAGAAAGUCUGUGAAAAGCUUUCUGAAUAUGGUCAUGACUAUAUACGGGAUGAAAUGGCAUUGGCUAUUCGGCUGGUAUGUUAUCUUCUCUGGCAUCUGGCUGUCAAGCGAGAUGGCCCUCAGAUCCAGACACCUCGUGUUCAGCAAUGGAUUCUCAGCAGAGAAUUCGAGUCGAAGAGAAUGGUUGCCGAAGGGUGGUGCCCCCUGGAGGUCGAGAAAUGUCGCAUGACCGGCGGGGGAGUAGAAACCCCGGUGUUUCUGCUUCAAUUAAUGCGUGUCAAGGCCAGUUGGAAUACAAAAACGCACGAGUCCUGCAAGAAGGGAGAAUGUGUGGCAAACAACGUCGAUGAGAGCGACUAUGUCACGCGACAUGUGCAAGAAGAGUGCACCUGUUCGCAUCUCCAGGCAAAUGUCGAGCAGUUGCAAACAAUUCUCCGAGAUGGAGGAGUUCCCUUAUUGAUGAUCACGCCUGGCGAGGACGAGCUCGGCAACGAGAAUGUCAAGGUUGAGAUUGUGAGAAAGCGCGUUGGCAAGCAAUACUUGGCCAUCUCACAUGUUUGGUCCGAUGGACUGGGCAACACAGAGGGUAACAGUCUCCCAAACUGUCAAUUAAAGCUUCUGUAUGAUCAGGCAAGAUGUGUUCUCACCGGUGGUGAAUAUGUCCCGCGCUACGAGGGCGGUCCGUUUGGUCCCCUGCACACUGGUGCUGCUCGACUUGCUCAUUUCGCGGGCAAUCAAGUAUUACGCAAAGACGAUUCAGUACUGUUGUGGAUUGAUACCUUGUGUAUACCGCAUCAGCCGGACGUCCGCAGCCUGGCAAUUCAACGCAUUCGGGAAGUAUAUGUAGAUGCUUACCGGACCAUGAUUCUCGAUUCAGAGAUGAGGCAUGUGAGCGCCAGCUCGACCAGUCGCCUGGAACUUCUCCUAAGGGUGCUAUACUGCUCGGGGUGGAUGCGCCGGCUAUGGACACUUCAAGAAGGACUAGCCGCUAAAAGCCGGCUGUACGUGCUGUUCUCUGACAAGGCAGUCAAUAUUUCAACUAUUGCGAACGAGCUCCUAACCAAGCUUGAUCGAGGCAAACUCCCCAUCACACAGGAGAGAACCACCACUUUUGCCAUUGGUGUUUGGUUCUCUUAUUUCCAACACACGGUUGAAUAUGCAUCCAAAUUUAUCCGUUUCGUCGACUUUGUCGCUAGCCCCUUUGAAAAACGCGACCUUACUCAAGAUCGACUCAUUGCAUCAAAUUGGUUUCAUGUAGCCACGCGAACCACCAGCAAGGCAAGCGAUCGUCCAAUUAUUCUAGCAGGCAUUCUCAAUCUCGACUUGAAAGAAAUCCUCGCUGCGAAGGGCUCCGACGAACGCAUGCGGAAGUUCUACGGCCUGCUUGAAGAUUUCCCCCAAGAUGUGCUAUUCCAGCCCGGGCCACGGUUCGAAGAAGAUGGGAUGCGCUGGGCGAUGAAAGUGUGUCAAUAUACCGAGGACCUUGGCUUUUUGUCAAGCGGAGCCGGGAAGAUCACACCUAGAGGGCUCCAGAUCACUCUGUUUUCGUCAUGGUUGGUCCAAUCACGAAUAGUGUUCGAUCUCAGCCUCUUUGACCUUGACGAGGGGCAAUUGGCCUGGGAGCGAUGGCUCGAAGAGCACAACCUUGAAAAUGCAAGCAGUACGUCUCCUGUUUGUCUCCUACAGACUAGCGCACCAGUUACUUUGGAACCAAAUGCGAAGUAUGGGAUCAUUGUACGCGGAUCAAAAGUUUCUCAGCCUGGAUCGAGGAUAUCGUGUGCAGUGGUAUUACUACAUACAACGGAAGAUGGAGUCCAAUAUGCACAAUAUGUCUGCCGGGGGACAAUCAUAUCUAUUGUCAGCGCUAACUUUGGAGGGUUGCCCGAGAAAGGAUAUUUGGUGCCAGUCGACUGGGAUGAUCAACAAAACCGGGAAUGGAUUGUUGGUUAG